Molecule: messenger RNA, 774 nt
Organism: Caenorhabditis remanei
Lineage: Eukaryota; Metazoa; Nematoda; Chromadorea; Rhabditida; Rhabditidae
Exons: 5
Coding region: 1-774 (257 amino acids)
Source: RefSeq, a predicted model, not a curated record
AUGUACAGCUUCAUUGCUUCGAAGGGGAUCGCCUUCUACCAAGACGAGAAUGCAUCAGAAGAAGAGGUCGAAAAAGAAGGGGAACGAGAGGAGCAUUAUUAUGAAGAAGCACAAGAGCAAGAAGGGCAAGAGCAAGAAAAAAAAGAACAAGAUGUGGAGGAAGCAUUCAAUGAGAAAUUAGAUGUACGAUAUGCAGAAAAUGAAGAGGGAGGUGUGCAUUUCGAUUUGAAAGCAGCUCAAAAACACGAUCUUGGAGCGUUCCUCCCAGGUGGGAAAUCUCUAUUCCUCACUUCUCUUCUGACACCUGCUGUUUUGCAGCAGUGUUCAGGAGAGACUGUAACACAGGGAAUAGAGAAAACCAUCAACACUCUUCUGAAUGAGGUUUCCAUUCGGGACCCGUUCUUCAUCAUCUAUGGAACUUCCGUUUCCGCUAGAUCGUGUCAAUACCCUCAAAUUGAAACACGAUUUUACGAUGUUUUCGGUCAAGUCUUGCAAAAAGGCUUGAAAGUCCCAGACUCUGUGUUCACAAUGGGCCAGCUUGUCACGAAAAUCAGAGGUGCCACCAAAAACUUCAUUUCGAGAAAGCGAACAAACAGAGUUUUGGUGGAGGAUUUGCUAGCUGAUUUCACAAGUUAUUCGAGAAGAAACAAGCUAUUCCAAUUCGAAGAACCACCCGUCCAUGUUAAUUGUCCAUGGGCAGAUUUCGUUAACUCGAAUGAGGCAGAAGAGUCCAUAUCUACCCAGCAUAUUAAAGAUUUAAAUUUUUUUAUUUGA